AUGGUUUCAAAUCUAGAACACAACCAACCUAUCAGUGAUACAAUCAUCGCAGCUGGUCAAUCCUACAUAUAUCAUUGUAAAGUUGGGAGGAUGUGUCAAUGGGUGAAUGUAAACCACCUUCUAUCUUUUGGACCCUUGGGACAAGUCUUUUUGCACAAGUCCAAAGGACUCAGCAUUCAAACUGUCACUCAGUUCGUGUUCGUACAGAACACACCGAGUUCGUCAACUUACUCGUUUGAUCUUAUCGUCAAUGCACCAAUGGGAAGCUACCAUCUAUUAUCGGUCUUCCUAAUGAUGAAAACUAUUCCCACCUACGCUACCCAUUCAUCUGCCUUUCCAUCCAGUCCUUCUCAUGCUCCAGUCAUCCGCGGCGGAGGUCAUCCAUUGCCAUCAUCUACCUCAUCAGUGACUCGAUCUCAGCCUAGGUCUCGCAAGCCCGUCCUGUCAGGUCAAAUCUCAGAGACAAAUUCAAUUGCUAGCUCGAUCAAGCCUUUUGAUGGAACGACAUCAGGCUUGACUCAUCAUGCCCCCAAAAUCGUCGCCCAUCUCGAACCGUCUGUGAUUGUACCGCCUAUAGUUGAACUCUUGGUUGCUGCACUCGAGGGACUUUUGGAAGGAAGUUUUGAACUGGUGGCUCAAUCACUUAUUUCAUUAGGACUUCUUGAUAUUGGACUGAACCAUCAACAUGAUAUUUGUUUACGUUCAGAUAAUGUCUCAGGUUUAGCUUAUAAACUAACAAGAGAUCAGUUGUAUCAUCACGGUACAAUUCUAAUCAACUCAAACCAAUUGCAACUCAAAGAUUUCUUAAACCCAACUCAAAUAAGUCUCCUUCUUUAA
Molecule: messenger RNA, 837 nt
Organism: Melampsora larici-populina 98AG31
Lineage: Eukaryota; Fungi; Basidiomycota; Pucciniomycetes; Pucciniales; Melampsoraceae
Exons: 8
Coding region: 1-837 (278 amino acids)
Biological process (GO): protein lipoylation
Cellular component (GO): cytoplasm; mitochondrion
Molecular function (GO): lipoyltransferase activity
Source: RefSeq, a predicted model, not a curated record